CCAAUCAUAAUCAUAAUCAUCCACAAAAUGGGCCUAACCGACGACCAGAAAAACGCCAUGAAAGAAGCCUUCACUCUCUUCGACACCGACGGCGACGGCAAGAUUGCUCCGACGGAGCUCGGGGUAUUAAUGAGAUCACUGGGUGGAAACCCCACCCAAGCUCAACUCAAAGACAUCGUGGCUCAAGAGAAGUUGACGUCGCCGUUUGAUUUCAAACGCUUUCUGGAACUGAUGGAGAAGCACUUGAAGACGGAGCCGUUCGAUCAGCAGCUGCGCGAUGCGUUCAAGGUGCUGGAUAAGGACGGAAGCGGCUUCGUCUUGGUGUCGGAUCUUAAACAUAUAUUGACCAGCAUCGGCGAGAAGCUGGAGCCGGCGGAGUUCGAUGAUUGGAUCAAGGGAGUGGAUGUUGGCGCCGACGGCAAACUCAAAUACGAUGAUUUUAUUGCCAGGAUGGUUGCUAAGUGACAUCAAACCUCUUUCAUUUUUCUUCUUCGUUUCCUUCAAGAAA
This is a messenger RNA of Hibiscus syriacus, 508 nucleotides long. RefSeq names its product probable calcium-binding protein CML13. The record is from RefSeq and is a predicted model, not a curated record. NCBI's taxonomy places the organism in Eukaryota, Viridiplantae, Streptophyta, Magnoliopsida, Malvales, Malvaceae. Bases 28 to 465 code for a protein of 145 amino acids. Gene Ontology annotation, molecular function: calcium ion binding. The transcript has a single exon. Gene Ontology annotation, cellular component: myosin II complex.